Galleria mellonella (greater wax moth) is the source of this 3287-nucleotide messenger RNA. It is a transcript of the gene acj6, whose product is annotated as inhibitory POU protein. The record is from RefSeq and is a predicted model, not a curated record. Gene Ontology annotation, molecular function: RNA polymerase II cis-regulatory region sequence-specific DNA binding; DNA-binding transcription factor activity, RNA polymerase II-specific. Bases 139 to 1224 code for a protein of 361 amino acids. The transcript is spliced from 4 exons. Lineage: Eukaryota; Metazoa; Arthropoda; Insecta; Lepidoptera; Pyralidae. Gene Ontology annotation, biological process: regulation of transcription by RNA polymerase II.
GCGAGCGUGACGGUUGCGGCACCGCGCCGCAUAUUCAAACCCGAAAGUACGAUACAAGUCGCCAAGAUUUUCGACCGCCAGUAUCACUCACCCUCCAAGGUGUUGAAGUUGGAGGACGACCCUUGGGGGUCAUGUGCCAUGUACUCCCCGGAUAAGAUGAAAUCCGGUGGGGGGCUCAUGGCUCCGCCCGGCUGCUUCCCAGGCCGGUACAGUCCCACGUACCGUAGCACCGACCCGCGGCGGUGCGUGCCCAAUCCAUCCAGUCGAAUACUGGAAGAUGCAUCCUUGAUGUGUAACUCUUGGUCGCCACGGCACAAUGGUGAUUUAUUCAGCGGACUCAACGAUGGGCUCCUCAGUAGGGCAGAAGCGUUGGCAGCAGUGGACAUCAGCAAACACCAGUCAGGUCCCCAGCCAGGCCCGCCGCUGCCGCAGCUCAAACACGACAUGGUGUAUCACCAUGGAGUUGGUGGGCCGCCUCCUCACAACGCCAGGCCGCAUCAGCCUUUUUUCUCGCAGAUGGGACACCACGGGAUGGAGGGGCUGGAUAUGCUGGAUCCGCUGACGUCGUCGUCGAUGACCACCCUCGCGCCGAUGGGCGAGGCGGCGCCUCCGCACCACCAGCUGCACGGCUACGGAGCGAUGAACCACGUCAUGAACCACCACCACCACGCGGGCGGCCUCGCGCACGCUCCGCCGGCCCACCUAGGCCACCCGGCAGCGGCCCUCCACCCAGACACAGACACAGACCCGAGGGAACUCGAGGCUUUCGCGGAAAGAUUCAAACAGCGACGAAUCAAACUAGGUGUCACUCAGGCCGAUGUAGGGAAAGCGCUAGCGAAUUUAAAGCUACCCGGUGUGGGUGCGUUAUCACAGAGCACGAUCUGCCGCUUCGAAAGUCUCACCCUAAGUCAUAACAACAUGAUAGCACUAAAGCCUAUACUGCAAGCGUGGUUGGAAGAAGCAGAAGCACAAGCGAAAAACAAACGGCGGGACCCCGACGCGCCGAGUGUUCUUCCAGCUGGCGAGAAGAAACGCAAGAGGACGUCGAUAGCCGCGCCGGAGAAGAGAAGUCUCGAGGCGUACUUCGCAGUGCAGCCCAGACCCUCGGGCGAGAAAAUAACGGCCAUCGCGGAAAAGCUGGACCUAAAGAAGAACGUGGUGCGCGUUUGGUUCUGCAAUCAGAGGCAAAAACAGAAGCGCAUGAAGUUCGCGGCGCAGCACUGACCGGCGGGAGGCGGCGCGGCGCUGCUGUACCCGAGCUCCGGGUACGGGUACUGAGCCGCCCGCACCCCUAGCCCUGGCCACCGUCGGCCACCGCGGGCCACCGCUGGCCACCAUAGGCCACCACCGGCCACCACCGGCGCCCCCACCCGGCGACCUUUCGUGAGCAAUAAAGAUCUUGUUUCGAUCGCAAUCCUUCGACACUCCCCCAAGUCAAAGCAACUUAGUCAUUAGUGUAGAUAUGUAUAAACCGAAUUGUGUUUCUUUUUACACUUUUACAAUGACUUCUUAUAUAUUUUUCGAGACACAGGGUAUAUAAUUGAUUAUAUACAUAUCAUUACAAUAAAUAGAAGUCGCUUCAUCAUACAUCGUUAUGUUCUUACGCGCCGCGUUUUGAUGUUUUUGGAGCAUCGAAUAUGUACAUGAAAAAUUGAAAUUCAGGAUUUUUAAGAGAAUGUGCCUUGCAAAUAAUCAAUAUUCUGUGUUUAAUGUUAGUAACUACAUCGCUGCGUGUCGCAGGAAUCGAACUGGACACAAAAAUGUGAGGGGUCCUCUCUGAUGGACACCGAGCAACGCAAUAGGACACUAUCGUGUUUAGAUUAGGCAGGUAACAUGCGUCAAUGAACGAUUAUGUUUGAGAAUGAUCUCGUAUCUACCACUCCUACGUCACGACACGACACGACACGACACGACACGACACGACACGACGCGAACUAUCUUCACUGUUUACGUGCAUGUUACUCGUAUCUAAUCUGUACACAGCCUAAUGUUUAUAUUGUACCUAUUGAUUGAAUCAUUUGUUAAUUAUGUAUGUAUGUUGCGUUCUUAUAUUAUUGAAAUUGUACAAAAUAAAUGUAAGAACAUUCUGUCGCGUUUAAGUUAUAGGAUAGUACUCGAAAGUUUAUAAUUGCGUUUCAUUUGUUCUGUAUUUUAUUUAUUUCCAAAUUAUAACAUUUCACAAGAUGGCACAAUUUUAGAAUAAGAAGUUAUUAGUGACAGUUAGCCAAAAUAGUGUUAAUAUUCAUUUGUAAAUAAAUCACAUUUCAAUUUACAACUAGGCAUUAGUUUAAAUACGUAUAGUUACUAAAUUGAAAGGAAUUAGUACAACGCAGAUGGGUUCGUGCAUUAACAAUUAGUUUUUGUUCACUUUAUUUUUUCUUUUAUUAUUUCACUGGAUUAUAUUUCUUUUUAUAAAUUAAUUUAUUAUUAUAAUAAACAAUAAUAAAGAAAAAAAAUUAGAAUAAUUUCAUUUCAUUUAAAAUUCGAAGUGAAAAAUAUAAAUUCGUAAUGAGAACAAUCGAAUCGUUUAGAGAUAAAUCGAUUUGCAUGAAUCCACAUAAAGGUGGUAAUGCACCACACAGCUUAAGAACAAAAAAAAAACAUUAAAAAGUUUGCGAAUUAUAAAUAAUAUUUUUAAAUGAUAUUUUGUAAAUAUAGUAUUAAAGGAAUUAAGUUAAUAAAACGUGCAAUUUAGACCUCGGUAAUAAUAAUUAUUAAUUAUAAUUAACUGCUAGGAAUUUAUUGUCAAUUAUGACAAAUAAAUACUACUUACCAAAUAUUAUGACGCUUUAUUCUCAUUACUGAACUUAGUCAUAACUAUAAUUUUCUUAAAAUAAACAUUCGUAAUGUCAACAAUUUUCUAUACUUUAUAAUGAUAUAUUAUAUAUUAUCAUAACUCUUGUUAUAUAUAUAUAUAUAUAUAUGUAUUAUGUAACAAGUAGUUUUAUUUUUGGCAAAACACAUGACAGCUAUAAUUUUGUUUUAUUUUUUAUUCACUUUUAUAUAGACUUGUUCUAAUUAAAUUAAUAUAAAAUCAAGUUUAUUGGGAAAAUAGAAUCUCGUAUUUCUAUUUUAUCUACCAUUUUGUGAUCAAUUACGGUUGACUAUCUACGUAUUUAUUUAUUUCUUACUAAUAAUAAUAAUAAUAAAAAAAAAUGCCUAUUUUACAAUAUGCACAGACAUGUUUAAACCUGGUCAGUAGGAAAUUUUUGUGAAACGUUAUUCUCUACAAUGCACUGCAAUAUGUGCUCGUGAUUCCAACCAACUGUUUAUUUAAUUAAGAAAAA